Messenger RNA from Fonsecaea nubica, 1239 nucleotides. RefSeq lists its product as hypothetical. The record is from RefSeq and is a predicted model, not a curated record. Lineage: Eukaryota; Fungi; Ascomycota; Eurotiomycetes; Chaetothyriales; Herpotrichiellaceae. The transcript is spliced from 4 exons. Gene Ontology annotation, biological process: phenylacetate catabolic process; fatty acid beta-oxidation. Gene Ontology annotation, cellular component: peroxisome. The coding region runs from base 1 to 1239 and encodes 412 amino acids. Gene Ontology annotation, molecular function: acetyl-CoA C-acyltransferase activity.
AUGGCCGCACAACGUCUCUCGGCGGUUCUACCGCACCUGAGCUCUGCUCCCACUGGCGUGGAUGCAAUCACCCAGCAGAAUCCAGAUGAUAUAGUCAUCACGCUCGCGAUCAGAACAGCCAUGUGCAGGUCCGGGAAAGGUGCCUUCAAGGAUGUUGGGCUCGAUGGCUUGUGUUUCAAGCUCCUGGAACAAGUCCGAUUGAGAAGUCACCUCGAUCCGAGUUUGGUCAAUGACAUUAUUCUUGGAAACGUCCGCGAUGGUAAAGCUGCGUAUUACAUUCGAGCUGCUGCGCUCGGGGCAGGCUUUCCCAAUACCACGACGGCUACGAGUACCAAUCGCUUCUGUUCAUCCGGGUUGACGGCGCUGCAACACGUCGCCAACGAGAUCAAGAACGGCAUCAUCGAGAUCGGAAUUGCCAUCGGAGCGGAGACUCUGAGUGAAGGGAACGAACGACUGAGUAGGCCCUUUGAUGCUGAGAUCUUGGCUGCCAGUCGCGAAGCAGCAGAUUGCAUGAUACCAAUGGGUGGUACCUCCGAGUUUGUGGCUCAAGACUUCAACAUCACCCGCGAACAACAAGACAGGUACGCUGCGGAGACAUACAGGCGAGCUUACCUCGCACAAGAGAAUGGCUGGACCAAGGACGAGAUCGUUCCCAUCACAGUACGGAAGGAUGGUCAUCAGGUCACCGCCACCGAAGACGAAGUCCGGCCCGGCACCACUUAUGAAGGCAUUAGCAAGAUCAGGCCGGCGUUCCCAGAGUAUGGCAAUACCACCCACGCAGGGAAUGCUAGCCAAAUUAUGGACGGCGCGGCUGCGGUCCUCCUCAUGAAGCGCUCGAAAGCGCUCGAGCUCAAACAACCUAUUCUUGGGAAGUACGUGGGAACAGCACUGGCGGGCGUCCCACCGAGAAUCAUGGGUAUCGGACCUGUCUAUGCAAUCCCCAAAUUGCUGGCCCGGUAUAAUCUCUCGCUGGACAAGGACAUUGACGUUAUCGAGAUUAAUGAGGCCUUCGCCUCGAUGGCAGUCUACUGCCGCGACCAACUCAAACUUGACUGGACCAAGAUGAAUCCUCGAGGAGGUGCCAUCGCCAUCGGUCAUCCCUUUGGCUGUACCGGCGUGCGACAGGUUGUGACGGGCUUGAGUGAGUGCAAAAGGCAGAAGAAAAAGAUCUUGUUGACGAGUAUGUGUCUGGGGAGUGGGAUGGGCAUGGCAGGCUUGUUUGUGAACGAGCAACUCUGA